CCAAUUCACGUCCCAUCAAAUCGUGACAUCCCUCGUCCAGCUCCUAAAGCUCCUGAAUCUGAUACGCCCUGGGAGUCCUUUGACGUUGGAAACGUAGACGUUGUCUAUGACCCUAAGAAGAGCACUCAUGACGCCGAGAAGGAUCUCAAGGAUUUAUUUCAACAAUCAUUCGAUGGCCACGAGGAAGACAAAGACGGAGUUGCUCUUGAUAUGUCCGAAGCUAUCGUGGAAGGCUUUCGUGACGGCAUUACUCUUCUCCCUCAUCAAGUUAUUGGUCGUCGCUGGAUGAGGGAGCGCGAGACAGGCAAGAAGCUGGGUGGUAUCCUUGCCGAUGAUAUGGGCCUUGGGAAGACCAUACAAACAUUGACGAGAAUCGUUGAGGGUCGACCACGUAAAUCCGACGAGCGAGAUGGAUGGAAUCCGUGUACUCUCGUUGUCUGUCCUGUGAGCUUGGUUGGUCAAUGGGCUGCUGAAAUCAGGAAGAUGGCAGUCGGCAUGAGUGUCAUCGAACACCAUGGUCCUUCGAGGACGACUAAUCCGGACCAGUUCAAGAGGGCCAACGUCGUUGUCACUUCCUACAGCAUUGUCGCUAGUGAAUUUGGCGCCUACAGGCCCGACGCCAAGGACGAAGGCAAAAAUAAAAGCAAGAAGAAGACUGAAAACUCGGACGAUGAUUCUUCUGAUCAAGAGCAAUUCGGCCGUACAAUCAAAGCGACAAAAAAGAAAGGCGUAGCCUCGAAGAAGAAGGAUGCCUUGUUCCGAAUCAAAUGGUGGCGUAUCGUGCUCGACGAGGCACACACAAUCAAGAAUCGGAGCACCCUGGCCGCUAAGGCCUGCUGUGCUUUGGAGGGAAAAUAUCGCUGGUGUCUUACGGGGACCCCUCUGCAGAACAAUGUCGAGGAACUGUACUCUCUGGUCGCAUUUUUGCGGAUCAGACCUCUGAAUGACUGGCCCACAUUUAAUGAACAAAUUGUCAAGCCUGUCAAAUCUGGUAAAACUGCCCGGCCAAUGAAACGCUUGCAUGUUGUGCUGAAAGCCAUCAUGCUUCGGCGAAAGAAGACGGAUACGCUGAACGGAAAACCUCUUCUGGAGUUGCCUAAACGCCAUUUGACCAUUGUUCCUUGCGAAUUUGAUCCCGAAGAGCGUGCAUUCUAUGUAGGGCUGGAACAGAGAAUUGAGGCGGUCAUGCAAAAACUAGCCAAGAGCGGAGAUUUGUCUAAAAGCUAUACGUCCGUUUUGGUCCUGCUUCUCCGCUUGCGUCAAGCAUGCGACCACCCCGCUCUGGUGUCUCAAGACUACAACAAAGACAAAGAUGCUGUACAGCCUCAGGCGUCGAAGAAGGAUGAAAACGAUUCAGAUUCAGAAGCCGACGACCUAGCGGACAUGCUUGGUCAGAUGGGCCUAGGGCGGACGUGCCAGGUCUGCCAAACAUCCCUGACUAAAGACAACGUGGCUCCUGACUCCGAAAAUCAUUGCGAAGAAUGUGCUCCCAUCGCUAACAAUGCGCGGCGCAAAUCCAUCGCGAAGCGUGCCGACUCCAACCUGCCGCCUGAUUCUGCUAAAAUACGCAAAAUCCUGGAACUCCUGGAGGACAUUACAGAUCGGUCAGACGAAGACGGCAAUCCGAAUGGCGAGAAGACAAUCAUCUUCUCGCAGUUCACCUCCAUGUUAGAUAUACUGGAGAUAUUUCUUAAAGAUGCUCGGGUCAAGUAUGUUCGUUAUGAUGGGUCGAUGUCGAAGGAUAAGCGCGAGGCUAGCCUGGAGAAAAUUCGUACUAGCAAGAGUACAACUGUUAUUCUGAUCUCCUUCAAGGCUGGUAGUACUGGCCUUAAUUUAACUUCGUGCAACAAUGUCAUCCUUGUUGAUAUGUGGUGGAAUCCCGCCUUGGAGGACCAAGCAUUCGAUCGAGCACAUCGUUUCGGACAGCAGAGAGAUGUCAACAUCUACAAGUUGACUAUUGAGCAAACGGUCGAGGAGCGUAUUCUCGACCUGCAAAAUACGAAGCGCGCACUUACUAACGCGGCUUUAAGUGGUGACAAGCUCAAGAACUCGAAGCUUGGGAUGGACGAUCUUCUGGCCUUGUUCCGACCUGGACGAGACGAUGACGAGGACUGA
Heterobasidion irregulare TC 32-1 is the source of this 2115-nucleotide messenger RNA. RefSeq lists its product as uncharacterized. The annotation marks the transcript as partial. Gene Ontology annotation, molecular function: ATP-dependent chromatin remodeler activity; ATP binding. NCBI's taxonomy places the organism in Eukaryota, Fungi, Basidiomycota, Agaricomycetes, Russulales, Bondarzewiaceae. The transcript is spliced from 11 exons. The record is from RefSeq and is a predicted model, not a curated record. Gene Ontology annotation, cellular component: cytoplasm.